CACCUGUACGUCGUAAAAUGACUUCCGAAUUCGUGUGCAGUGAGCAUAUGUGUAGUUGAUAGGGACUCGGAAAUUAAUGGAAUUAAAUCUUGAUUAAAUAAUUAUUUAUUCACGGAAAAAAGUAUGAAAAUCACACUAUUUUGGGAAUCAUAGAUUCCUGAAACUGCAGCUGGAGUAACUGGAACAUGUGUAAAAAUCCGUGGGUGUAAAGUGUCAACUUUCGACAAAUUGUUCGGUAUAAAUUUUUAGUGCACAUUUGACCGAUUGAGCGCAUCAACAUGGCGACGGCCGUCCUAUCAAAUCGACGUCCAGCAACCUCGGCAGGAAUACCGUCCAAUUUACCCGUUAUCGAGCAUCCCAGAUCUCGUCUUGGGGAUAAGAAUACCCUGAAUAUACGAGGUAGUAACCGAGGAGACCUCAUAACUCCGCUCGGUCGCUGUUCUCCGUUUGGAGACGAAACCAUAGCGGGUGCCGACAGCCCGGUCAACGGGCCGAACAGCAAUCUACCCCCAUUGAGGAAGGGCGAAGGAGUUCCGAUCUUUGGGAGGGAGAAAGAGAACAGACAGCUUGGAGAGUCUUUGGAUAGCGGGGUUGCUAGAGGGUCUGGUCGACGGAAACACACCAGAAUGUUGACCUGGCCACCAGUUCAUGAACAGCAACCUGGUGAGAAGCGAGCAUUGUCUGCUAGAGUUCAAGGAGUUGAUGGAACGCCAAGAAGGAAAUAUGUACCAGAAGACUUGUAUGAAAUUAUCCGAGAGAAGUUGACAACUGGUUACCAUGGUCUCCAUCAACUUUUUCGUGCCAAUGAUCCCCAAGGCAACAGUACCGUCUCCAAGGUUGCUCUGACUCGUAUCCUGUAUCAUCUAGUUGGUUAUCUGACAAGGGAAGAGGUUCAAAAGCUGCUUACCAGGUUGGGACUUGAUGGUAUGGAGACAGUCUCUUUUGAUAAUUUCAUUGCCUGCUUCCGUGAUAAUGAGACUGUAAAACGAGAAUGGUUAAGCCCAGUGGCAAGGAAGGAAUUUUCAGCUGAGCAGCGGAAGAACAACUUGGAGGACCACCUGUGUUUCAAGAGACCUGCACCUGAGAUGGUAACAGCUACGUAUGCUAACGCCCUCCUCAAGGAAAAGUGCAGACACAGUGAUUUUGAUCUCCGUCGUCAUCUGGCGCCCUCGUGCUUUGACCCCGGGGCAGUCAUCUUGCCGCCUCAAAUGGAGGAAUGUCUGGCGAGCAUUGGAGUCCGACUGGAUGACUAUGAGAUGCAGAAAUUAUGGGAAAGGUACGACUUGGAAAAUACUGGUGCAGUGAACAGUGCUUGGUUCUUCAUCCAAAUCGGUUUGGACAGUAGAGGACAUCAUUUGGUGCGGGCCAAGACAGCGCCCCCACGGGUCAGGAAUCAGCCAAGGACCCCAUGGGUGCCCCGGAUACCAGAGGAAACUCAGGAACUUAUAGAGGAACCGGAGAAUGUGGAACCACCGAUGGAACGUCCUCCUACUGAUGUUCCUAGACCACCUUCUGUUGACAUUAUUUCCUUUUUACUGAGAAGGAUGGAGCAGAAUUACCAUGGUUUCCUGAUGGGUUUUGAGCAUUUUGAUUAUAACAACGAUGGCACCGUGUCCAGAGCCCAUUUCCGUGAUAUGCUUCUGGAGUAUGAUCUUCCUAUGUUGCCCGUUGAGAUAGAGCACCUUCUAGAAAGAGUUGGUCUGCGUAGGAAAGACGGUCGUGUCAGCUACAGAGAUUUCCUGCAUAAGUUUAUGUCUCGGAUGGACAACGGUAUCGCCCAUCGUAUCAUCAUGGACGGUAAACACAGAUUCAACACCAGGGCACAAACUCCCCAUGGACCUCUUACAGCCCAAGAUGCUGAAGCCAAAUUAGUAGAGAUGUUCCAUAAAGACUUUCUCAGGCUACUGGCCACACUCAAGAGUCAAGACCAAUAUAGCCUGAAGUUGAUCACCCAGAAGCAGUUUAGAGACAGUGUGGAUCGAGUCUUUGGGAUUCGUAUGAGUGAUCUACAGCUUGAUCAACUACUCAUUGAGAUUGGGGUUAACUUGGAUGAUCUGGUGCCUUACCCAGAGUUUCUGGCCAUUUUUAACAGGAAGAGGCCAUCAGUUGCGUUGCGCUCCCAGACUCCACGACCCCAAUCUCAGCAGCAAGUGGAGAGAUCGGCCCCAGCACCUAGGAUAGCCACACCAGAGGAGUACAUUGUCCCACCAAACCUGGCUGGACCUGUGGAGUUUGGUGACAGUCAGCGACAGAGCCAAGGGGAGGCAGCAGGGGGAGGGGCUACAAAGAGGAAAGGGAUGGAGACUAGAUACAGACCGGUUAAGGAGAUGGAAGACACAAUUGAGGAGUUGCUAAGGAGACGAGGUUAUGAAGCUCAGGAAGCUUAUCACAAGAUAGACCGGAAGGCAACGGGGAGACUGUCUAAGACACAACUACAUCAAUGGCUACAGGAGCUUGGAUUCAGUCUUCAUCCAACUGAGCUACAGACUCUCUGGACUGCCUUGGAUAUCGCAAGAGAUGGUCUAGUCCACUAUGCAGAACUCUUUGACUAUUUCAUCAGUCGUUCAAGACGUCGAGUAGCAGUUGUCACUAAAACACACCAAGCAUCUUCUCAGAGGAAGGGCCCCAUCAUGAGGGAAUCACAGUCCCAACCUCAGGUCCGUAGGCGUCAGUCAAACGAGGCUGGUGCACCCAGCAGGGACCUCUUUGGGACCCCUGCUGAAGACAUUGUGGCGAGGAUCAGACCGCAAGUUCUCCAAAGUUGGGAUGAACUCAAAAUGUCUCUGCGGGAGAUGGAUCCCUAUGGCGUUGCCAUGGUUCCCAUCCCACAAUUCCACGCACUCCUUCAACAAGUCAACAUCAACUUGUCACCUAGUCAGUUGGAAAGACUCUGCUCCAGAUUUGAUUUCAGCCAAAAUGGACAGUUUCAUUAUCUGCAGUUUCUUCAGUUGUUUGUUGAGCCAAGCAGCAGGAAACCAAGCAAGACUGGUAUACGAGUCACUGAUCAGAAUGAAAAAGGAGGAGGGCAGAUGACAGUAUCUUCAGCUAUGAUAAAGAUCAGGAAACAGCUUCUUCAUGACUGGAAGAGUCUUCGGAGAGCUUUUAAGAAGGCCGACCUGAACCACGAUGGCAGUCUCAGUGUUCCUGAGUUCCGGCGCAUCUUGGGGGAGAGUAAGAUCAGAUUCAAUGAGGAGGAUUUCUAUCACAUCGUCUCCGAGUUGGACAAGAAUUUGGAUGGAAGGAUCUCAUAUGAUGAGUUCAUAUCUAGUAUGAUGUCAAUAUGAGGGAUAAAUUAUUUGUUGGAAGCAGGAUUGAAAGUCAGUGGCAGCGAGAGUUUUUGAAAGUUGAUGGGGGGGGGGGGGCAGUACAAAGUCCUAGUAGUGAGGGAUCCAAAAGUUGGCAAGGGGAAAAAUGUUCAAAAACUACGAGGCAAAUUCUCCUGACGGCCGUAACUUCCUAAUAGUGUUGCUUUGUAGCAAGGAAAGAUGAAAGUAUUAUCCUUCAUAUUUAGUUUGAAACUAAAGACCAAGGUAAUAAAAUAACAUGAUAAAUAUACAAUGUUGGGUUUUACCCUUCGCCAAUGCAUUUUUAUAAACACUCUAUACUCAGUGGUGUCCUAAAGUGAUUGUGAGGAAAAAAUUCACAAACAAUUCGGGUGGGACUUGAACCCAUGACCUCUUGCUUACUAGUGCGGACGUCUGACCACCAAGCUUGCCAGGAUCACUUGGCUGGUUGAAAUCUGACAUAGCAGCAGGUACGGCAACCAAACUAUUCAUCAGGUGAAAUUUAAGACUUUGGAUGUAUUGGUGAAAUAUUUUAUGCAUUAUGUUAAGCAUUUGUGGUCGUACUGAAAUGCAAAAGUUUCCAACUUCAAAUUAUGUAGAUAUACUUGUUUUACGUGUAAAUGUACAUAGAAAAUAGUAUUUUGUAGUAUUUUGUAUAUAUCUAGCUAUAUCCACUCAAUUUACUCCUAAAUCUAUGUGAUAUUUCAAGUGUUUUUAGACCUUGUAACUUACAGUAUUUGUGAAUAUGACUAGUCACAGGUAAUGUGUUUAACCGAAUAGAUAUUUCAAGUGUAAUGUACGUGUAUUAACAUUUAGUUCCUUAACUUCCAGAUUGAAAUGGAGAGAUUCCUUGAAGACUUGCAUAUGUAUGUCAUUCAUGUAUGCUGUAGCGUUAUGGUGCAUUUUAAUGCUGCUUCCACCUCAAAUUCCUGACAUUUUAAAGUAAAUAUUUCCCUUGUGUGGUUGCAAUUUUCCUGUCACUUUUUGCUGCCAGUUUAAACAAGAACACGGGAAUAAACUUCAGAAUAGCCACGUGUGAUAUAUGUACAAAAACCUGUUUAUUUUUUCCCAACGAUGUAUUUAUAACUGCCUAUAUGGUGCCUUUUAUGUUUGUACUUGUCAAACCAUGUUAGAUAUUAAACUAAAAACUAGUUACAGAAAUAAACCAAGGAUUGAAACUAA
Molecule: messenger RNA, 4466 nt
Organism: Patiria miniata (bat star)
Lineage: Eukaryota; Metazoa; Echinodermata; Asteroidea; Valvatida; Asterinidae
Product: EF-hand calcium-binding domain-containing protein 6-like
Exons: 20
Coding region: 279-3284 (1001 amino acids)
Molecular function (GO): calcium ion binding
Source: RefSeq, a predicted model, not a curated record